AUGGACUCCAAUGAUACCGACUUUCGGUACAUGGCCGCCAACGAUUUAAUGAACGAUCUUCAAAAGCCUGACUUCACUUUAGACGAAACUAACGAGAAAAAAGUUGUUCAAAAAGUUUUAAAACUAAUGGAUGAUGCUAAUGGCGAAGUGCAAAACUUGGCAGUAAAAUGUCUCGCGCCACUUGUCAAAAAAGUUCGAGAGACACAACUAGCUGAAAUCAUUGACAAGCUUUGUGAAUACGCUACACAGAAAAAGGAAGAACUACGUGACAUUGCUGGCAUCGGAUUGAAAACCGUCAUUGUGGAAAUACCAAGCAACUCACCAAAUGCUGGUAGCGUCGUGCAGAGAUUGAUUCCAAAACUUCUUUCACAACUAGAGAAUGUAAUGCAAAUGGAUACCUUGGAUAUCUUAAGUGAACUCCUUGCUCGUUUUGGUAGUUCGGUGGGUAACAAUGUAACAUCACAGAAACGGAUUCAGAAUGUUUUGGUGCCUUUAUUGAGCCAUUCGCGUCCAGCAUUCAGAAAGAGAACUACUAUUGCUCUUGGUAAUCUUGUGACACAUGCUCCCGAUGAUCUAUUUAACGAACUGGUGCAAAAAUUAUUGGCUGAAUUUGAAAGAGCUCAAAAUCAGAAAGAUAACUUGAAGACUCUAAUUCAAUGCGUUGGCACAUUAAGGGAUUAUUCUGAUGACGAUGAUAUCUCUUGGAAAGUACGCCGUUCUUCAUCGAAGCUCCUAGCUUCUAUUAUUGGCACGAGACACGAGCUUCUCUCCCAACUGUAUAAUAACGUCGCACCAGCUUUAGUCAGCCGAUUUAAAGAACGAGAAGAGUCUGUUCGCGUGGAUAUACUUCAAACGUUCAUUGUCCUUCUUAGGCAAACCCAUGUUUAUGGUGGAGAGGGUUAUAUUCCAAGAGAAAAUGAUCAUGAACCAAAACGAAGAAGGGCUAUUGGUCCAAGCGAAUCACAAGAAAGUCCCAAACAGAUGCUUCGAAAUUUGGUUCAAAGACUAAGCCGCAAUCUUUCUAAGCAACUUGUCUCAAAAUCGAUUAUAACGAAACAAACAGGAUUUUUGCUUCUACGGGAAUUAGUCACAGUAUUAAAUGGGGGGCUUGAUAAUCAUCUGAAUACUUUUAUACCUGCAAUUGAAAGUUCCUUAUCUACAUCAUCAGAUACAUCACAUCAUCAUACAAGUACAAACUCUAAUCUCAAGAUUGAGACUUUAAGUUUCCUUCGGCAGUUGUUUAAGGUUCAUCCUCCCCAAGUUUUUCACAAGCAUCUUGCACGAUUAUGCCCUCCAAUAAUUUCAUCCGUGCAAGAUAGUUUUUAUAAAAUAACGUCUGAAGCUUUCUUGGUUUGUAUUGAAUUGAUUAAAGUCAUCCGUCCUAUUGAAUAUCAGGAGAACACGCAAACAUACAAUGUGCAGCCACUAAAUCCUGAGUUCCGACGAUUCAUACUGGACAUUUAUAAUGUUACUAUUGCGCGCCUUUCAACUCCAGACGCAGAUCAAGAAGUCAAAGAACGAUCAAUAAUGUGUUUGGGAGUUCUUAUUUCACAAGCUGGAGAUAAUUUACAGGAUGAGCUUAAAGCGUGCAUGCCAAUAUUAUUGGAGCGAUUGCGAAAUGAAGUUACUCGCUUGACUACUGUCAAAACCUUCACGAUGAUAGCCGAUAGUACUGUGUGUGAAAGUGAAUAUGUGAAGGUAGCGAUAACAGAUGCAAUUCAGGAAGUUGCGAGUCUUCUUAGAAAACACCAUCGUCAACUAAAAGUGGCUGCUUUAGUAUGCCUGGAAGUAUUUGUGCAUCCUGUAAACAAUGAUAUUCUACCGUCCAUUUUUCAACUUGUGCAGUCAACGCUUGUUCAAGGGGCUGCAUUGGACAGUUUACUUGUUUUAUUCCGCACCUUGAUCGAAACCGAUGAAGAUCACUUCAAUAAAUUAUUGGAUGGAUUACUAUCUCCCGUUCAAAAGAAUCAAGAUCUUAAUCAAUUAACUCUUUCGAAACAGAGUGGUGAAAAUAUCGAAGAAGGAACUAGAGGCGUUGUAGCGGAGUGCCUUGGCAAAUUGACUUUGGCGAAUCCAAAUAAAUUUUUGCCUGAAUUACAGAAACGACUUCGGUCUGAUUCUGCACAAACUCGUGGUACUGUUGUCACAGCUAUCAAGUUCACCUUUAUUAAUCAAGGCCAAGAAUAUGACGAGUUGUUACGACCUCUUAUUGUUGACUUUUUGUCCUCGAUUCAAGACAAUGAGUUGCCUUAUUUGAUUCGUGAUGUUUUAGAUCAACUCUUGCCGUUACUUUAUGAAGAAACACUCAUUAAAAUGGGACCAUUUAAACAUAAAGUAGACGAUGAGCCAUUAAAAGGAACUUUAUCAAAUAGAAUUAAGGAAAACGCAGUCAAAUCGGAAAUUGACAAGAAUAAUGAAUUAUGUCGAUCUGCUGUUAGAGCUGCGGUGGUUUUGAACAAGCUUGCCGAACAAGAUACUAAAAUUGGAUCAUGGAGUGAUCAAUUUAAUAUUUAUCAAAAUGAAUUGGAAAAUAAGGAAUCUGCAUGGACACAUCCUAAUUUAUUCCAAGGAAAAAGUUGA
Molecule: messenger RNA, 2580 nt
Organism: Racocetra fulgida
Lineage: Eukaryota; Fungi; Glomeromycota; Glomeromycetes; Diversisporales; Gigasporaceae
Source: the annotation of a GenBank genome assembly